AUGCCUAUCAUCAGCAGUCGUUCCAUAAUACCAACAAUCUUGCUAUUGACAAUGGUCGCCUCCAGUACCCAUGCCUUUGUUGGUACUACUACUAGUAGUGCACCGACAACAACAACAACAAGAAUGAACAAGAAUCAUGCUCCUUUUCCCUCCUCUCGGAUUGUUGCAUUGUCGUCCUUGUCCACGACUAGCAGGAGUAGCAGCGUUGAAACUGAGGAUACUGCUGGCAACGACAAUAACGAUAAUGAUAGUGACUCUGGUGGUGCUGCCAAGCAACUCUUGGACAAGGCGGCUCAAUUGCGUGCCGAGAUUGCCGCCAUGGAAGGCAAAACGGUCGAACAAGUGACCCAAGAAGCCAAACAAAAAAAGCAAGAUCAGCAAGAUCGUUUGAAGCAACAAGAGGAAGAAAAUGCAGUUCGAAUCAAAGAACGUCAAGCUAGUAGUAGUAGCGCUUCCAGCAAAAGCGAUCAAGGCCGUUCCUUCGUGCCCUUGCCCAAUACGGUGGACGACAUGAUUCGACAAGCGUCUCGAGCCGUCGAACGUGCCUAUCAAGAUGGCAAGACCCGCCAGACGGUUCGAUUUCAUUUGGUGCCCUUUGAAGAGGAUGAUCCCAACGAACGGUUGCAAGAUGUCAGUAACAAUUACAACGUCUUGGAAGAGAAUCAAUGGCCCGGAGGUGCCCAACAAAUGUACCGAGAAGCUGGCAAACCAAUGACGUCGGCCUUGCUACGAGAACUUCGCAUCCUACCCAAAAAGGCUGCAAUGGAUGACAAGGAAGAUGACGCUCCUGCUUCUCCUCAAUGGAGCGCCCCCAAAAUUGUCCAACAAGACAUUUGGGACUUUGACGGAUCCGCCUUGCACACGGCAGAAUCCAGUGCCGGACCUUCGGGUGACAUUCAAGCCUUGGUCUUUGCCAAUACCGAUGUGAAAUACAUUCGAGACAUUGACGAAAUUUCAAAAAACAUUGGCCCGGAUCGAUUGUUCCUCUUGGUGAAUCCCUUUUGGAGGAAUUUGGAUUCCUGGAGUUUCAAUUUGUUGGCCCCCAAGGCCAAGGACAAGGCACAACAGGUUAUUUUCACUGACGACGACAAUGGAAACUAUAGCGAAACAUAUGUCAACAUGAUCUUUCAAGUGCGAGGCGAAAAGUGUAUCGCCAUCAAGGCGUAUCCCUACGAUUGGCAAAUAUUUGCCAUGCGAGAAGAUGACUACUAUCCCAACUCGGAAUAUUCCAUUCGACUGGGUUCUUGCAAGGACGAGCCCACUUCUUCUUUGGUAACCAAGUUGUUGAACGAACGACCCGAAUUCAAGGAAACCAAAACGAUGCGACAGUUCAGGAAACUUUAG
Molecule: messenger RNA, 1344 nt
Organism: Cylindrotheca closterium
Lineage: Eukaryota; Bacillariophyta; Bacillariophyceae; Bacillariales; Bacillariaceae
Source: the annotation of a GenBank genome assembly